UUUGGUGUGUACCUGUAUAAAUGUGUCGAGCCCAUUCAAAAGAACACCUUCUGUGAGAGUCUUCACGGAUUCAAGAUGAAGUUCUUCUUAAUACUGUUGGUUUUCGUGGCGGGCGCUUUUGCUAGCCCUGAAGAGAACGUUGGAGUAGAGGACCCUGACCUAUUUGAGGGGGACAUGAGGCUGACAGACGCCCAGAGACUUGCGGCCCAGAUGGGUCAAGAUAUCGACAGCCCGUCUGCGCGUGGCGGCAUCAAGACCGGCCGCUGGCCAGAAGGAGUGAUGGCGUACACUAUUGAUAGAAGUCUCAGCCAGAACAGCCGCGCUAUGAAUGCCAUUCGCGCAGGAAUGAAGAUGUGGACUGAUAACACUUGUAUCAGAUUCAAGGAAAGGACCAAUGAAUACGCGUAUGCGAGAUUCUGGAGAGGAAGAGGGUGCUCUUCUAUGGUCGGUCGCACGGGUCGGAGGCAAGACAUCUCAUUGGCUGGAGGAUGUUGGUACCCAGGAACUGUUGCACACGAAAUUGGUCACGCACUUGGUUUCUACCACGAGCAGUCACGCCCCGACCGUGAUAAUUACGUGACUAUUCACUGGAAUAACAUUUCACCGAAUAUGAAGUUCAACUUUAACAUGUAUCCUCGCUCAACCAUCGAUUCCCUGGGAACUCCUUAUGACUACCGCAGCGUUAUGCAUUACCAAGGAAACGCAUUUAGCAGUAACGGCAGAGCUACGAUCACUGCCAAGCAAUCCGGGGUAACCUUGGGCAACCGUAGACAACUGAGCAAGGUAGACAUUCAGCAGAUGAACCUGAUGUACAAGUGCAGCGGAGGAGGGGGAGGGGGAGGAGGCGGACCUAACCCCCCACCCCCACCCCCACCACCGCCAACUGACUGUCGCGACACCGGUCGGUAUUGUAGCUACCACGUCCCACUUGGAGAUUGCAAGAAAAUGGACAUCGUUCGACGAAAGUGCAAGAAGAGCUGUGGCCUCUGUUAGGUCGCCGCUGUGACUACAAAUUUGGAAAUGAAAACAAAUGAAACAAAAUUAAAGAGAGAAAAUUCCUCAA
Molecule: messenger RNA, 1063 nt
Organism: Nematostella vectensis (starlet sea anemone)
Lineage: Eukaryota; Metazoa; Cnidaria; Anthozoa; Actiniaria; Edwardsiidae
Product: zinc metalloproteinase nas-15
Exons: 9
Coding region: 76-993 (305 amino acids)
Biological process (GO): proteolysis
Molecular function (GO): zinc ion binding; metalloendopeptidase activity
Source: RefSeq, a predicted model, not a curated record